Messenger RNA from Brassica rapa (field mustard), 4213 nucleotides. RefSeq names its product receptor-like protein 43. Gene Ontology annotation, molecular function: protein binding. NCBI's taxonomy places the organism in Eukaryota, Viridiplantae, Streptophyta, Magnoliopsida, Brassicales, Brassicaceae. The record is from RefSeq and is a predicted model, not a curated record.
GUUUAAAUUUGGCAAAUAAGAAAGUUUAUAUACAAUGUGUGUUUUUUAAAUGUAAGUUUUUCUAUAUCCCAAAUGUUUUCCAGGUUCAAUGACUAAUUACCACGAAAUUCACAUGAUCCGUAUUUUCUUACCACUUAAAACGUUCUGAGUAGUCAAGAAAAUCGAAUCCAAAACUGUACUUACACCUGUCAACUCUUUAUUAAUAGACCAAAAACACUUGGUUAAAUUUAAGUUAUCAACCAGUGUUGGAUUUAAAAGCAGAUUGAUCAUUUUAUAAAACUUUUGUUAUAUUUUCAUAGUUAAUGUGUGGAUGAUAAUGCCAUAGUCAGGUGUAUCAUGUAUCAAACAAAAUACGUAUUUCUGGAAAUUUGUUUCUACGAAUGUUUUGUAUAGUAUUAGUAACUAUAACCGUGAAAAGCAUUCGUACAACUCUGCACAAUCUCGAUUUUUUACACGAUAUUACUAAACAAACUCGAAAUAUGAAAAAGUGUAAUUAAGUACAAGUACUGUUACUAACACAGGUAAUAUAGUAUGUAUAAAUAUUACAUUUUUAUUAUGCGAUAGUUUUAUGUUUAUAUAUGAUAAUAUAAUAUUUUUGUAAAACAUAUGUUAAAUAUGUUAGGUGCAACUUAAAAAUAAUUCUUUUAAUAAAAUAUAUUUUGUCUUAAUAUAACUUUGAUAUAUCUGACUAUGGCGUUAUCAUUCACACAUUCAUCAAUAAAAAUAAAACAAACAUUUGUAUUGUCGCGCAAUCAAACUCUAGUUAUAUUCUAACAACCGAGUAUUACAAUAAGCUAGGAGAAUCUACCAAACUAAGUAUCAAAUUUAUAAAAUCCAAUCAUUUAUUUCUAAUAAAAUUUAACAUAUUUAUUGUCAAAAAAUGAAAAGCAAACUAUUCUACAUAUCUAAUGAGAAAUUAAAAUUUAGCAAAAAAAAAGAGAAAUUAAAUCACUAUAUCUUUAUUAAAUUUAAAUUUUGAAUUUUUUUUUGAAAACGCAUGUGAUCGAAAUAAAUCACUAUAUCUUUAUUAGAUUUAAAUUUUGUAAGAACACAAUUAUGCGUUUUGAAAACGCAUGUGAGAAUCUAAUUCUCGUAUUACAACUGACACAAUUUCACCUGUUAGUUCCAAGUUUCAACAUUAAAAUUUCUCUUAUUCUUACUAUUGAGUUUAUGUUGCUAUAUUUGGUUCCGUGAGAGCCAAUGAGUUUUUUUUUUAGUUUUUUUUAAAAGAACGUAAUGGGAAAGAAAAAAACAGAGUAAUUAUAGUCGUACUCUUACAUGGUUGAAUAAACAACAGAUUGAUCCCUGCCUUUCAUUUAAAAGUUAGCAUACAAACGACUUGAUCAUUCUUCUAAUAAAAUCAACAUAAGGACUUUUACUUUUUGAAUCCAUUGAGAAGAACGGUUUCGGAGAAAGACUAAUUAGUCAGUCAAGCAAAGUGGAAAUAUCUGUGUAGUUCCCAUUCAAUAUUGUUUCGUAUAAAAGUAGAUGAAACAUUAAACCAUAUUUAUUCAUCACAAUUCCAUUCUUUUUGCUUCUUUCGAUUACUAUUCAUGAAAUUUAAAUUGGUUUACAGAAGGAUGCAUAUAGGUCUCUACGGAAACUCAAUUCCAAUUUCUCUUUCUUUUAUCUUUUUAUUCUUUUUUCAGUUUGAAACCGUAUUUGCGGCUCCUACUAGACACGUGUGUCAUCCCGAACAAAGAGAUGCACUUCUCGAGUUUAAAAACGAGUUUAAGAUUGGCAAACCUUCUUACAUUUGUGGUGAUAGUUUUGUACCGAAGACAAAGUCAUGGGCGAAUAACAUCGACUGUUGCUACUGGGACGGUAUCAAAUGUGAUACCAAAUCGGGGGAAGUGAUUGUGGUAGACCUCUUUUGCACCGGCCUCCACGGCCGGUUUCAUUCUGAUAGCAAGCUUUUCAGGAUUCAAAGUCUGCAUUUUCUCGACCUAUCAUAUAAUGAUUUCAGCGGUCACAUUCUAACUUCAGUUGGAAAUUUUUCUCAACUUGCCACUCUCUGCCUCUCUUAUAACAAUUUUGUUGGUGAAAUUCCGUCUUCACUUGGAAACCUUUCUAAUCUCAAAUUUCUUCAACUCUCUCGUAACAAUUUUGUAGGUGAAAUCCCAUCUUCACUUGGAAACUUGUCUAAUCUCAUCGCUAUUGACUUUUACCAUAACAAUUUUGUUGGUGAAAUCCCAUCUUCACUUGGUAACCUUUCAAAUCUCGACACUCUUUACCUCUCUGAUAACAAUUUCGUUGGUGAAAUCCCAUCCUCACUUGAAAACCUUUCUUAUCUCGACAUUCUCGAUCUCUCCCACAACCAUUUGGUUGGAAAGCUUCCGUCAUUGACCCGUCUUUCUAUUCUUAGAUUUCUAAAUGUAGAAAGUAACAUAAUCAGUGACAAGUUUCCUUCCUGGUUGACUUCUCUGACAAACCUAAAAUUUCUUAUCCUCUCUUUCAAUUCAUUCCAUGGACCAAUACAAAAGAUCCAAUUCUCCAACAAGUUGGAAAUCAUCGACAUAUCGCAUAACCACUUCAACGGAACUUUGCCAGAAGUAUUCGCCAAUGGACGCAAUCUAAGAACACUCCAUGUUGGUCACAACGAAUUGGCGGGAAAACUUCCGAGGUCCUUGUCCAAGUGUUCUUAUCUAGAGGUUCUAAACAUGGAACACAACGCAAUCAGCGACACUUUCCCAUUCUGGUUGGAAUCUUUACAAAGUCUACAAGUAUUAGUCCUCCACUCUAACGAGUUUCACGGGUCGUUACAACAUCAUCAUCCCAAGUCUGCUUCUUCUUUUCCCGAGUUGCAUAUCAUUGACAUAUCAUAUAAUUCCUUCUCCGGAAUCCUGCCAUUUGAUUUCUUCGUGUAUUUGACAGCCAUGUCCUCCGAGACAAACCGUUCAGAACUCAAGUACAUAGGAGAAGAACGUGUAUACUACCAGGAUGACUCGUUGGUCUUACUAAACAAAGGAGUCGAAAUAACGUACACGAGGAUCCUUACGCUCUUAACAGCCGUUGAUAUUUCUGGUAAUAGACUUCAUGGUGAGAUCCCUGAAUCCAUUGGUCUACUGAAGAGUCUCAUUGUGCUUAAUCUGUCGAGCAAUUGUUUCACUGGAGACAUCCCUUCGUCUUUGGCCAAUCUAACUAUGCUCGAGUCACUAGACUUGUCGCAUAACAAGCUGUCAGGCCAGAUUCCACCUGCUCUAGGGUACCUCACAAGUCUGUCUACGGUUAGAGUUUCACACAACCAUCUCGUCGGUCAAAUACCGCAAGGCGUACAGUUUCAGACACAAGAUUCGUCGUCUUUUGAAGAUAACCUUGGACUUUGUGGUCGUCCUCUCGAUAAAAAAUGUGGAGACGUCGACACAGAGCAAUUACAAGAACCAGAAUCAGUAGAAGAGAAAGAAGAAGAAGAAAAAGUUUUUAACUGGACUGCAGCUGGCAUAGCCUUAGCACCAGGGGUCAUCUUGGGAUUGACCAUUGGGCACUUUGUGAGUCUACAAAAUCCUCAAAGGCUUAUGAAGAUUUCUGUACGUCAGUACAAGGUAAUUAAUCAUCAACUCAUGCAAAGCUACAGAUGUAACUAAUUCAGCUUUUUCCCUUUGAUUUACAGUUUAACCCUUUAGGUUUGGUAACAGAGAAGAUGAAACACAGGAAUGGGACUCUCGAAGCCGAUUCAGAUUAGAUUUUGUUCACAUGUAUGUCAACUUAUUGGGCUAUGGUUACGUAAUUGGGAUCUUAGCUUUAAUAUUAAAGUACUUAACAUAUGUAUAACUGUAUUAUCUACUUAACCUAUGUUUGAAUUGUAUAGUUUACAUUAAGAAAUGUCACCGUUCGAUUCAAUUCAUUUGUCGAAAAUUCAAUCAACAAGUCUUUACCUUACAAAUGUUGAAAGUGAUGUUUACUUAGUAGGACCAUUUUUUCUAUGUUUUCUGAUUUAAAUUGGUUGGAGAUAUAAUAUUUCAAUUUUCAAACACUACAAAAUAAUAACAAAUAACUUUAUUUAACAUAUGUAUAUGAAAUUUGGAAUUAUAAAAACUAAUAUGUUAAAUAAUAUUAAUAUAAAUAUAGUUUCAUAAAUUUAUUGAAUCUUAUAAAGAAAAAUGUAUGCAAUUCAAGAUUAAAAAAAUAAUUAUUAAAUUUAAGAAUGUAAACUAUAGAAAUUUGGAACCUUUGUUUUUAUAUUUUGAAGGUAUUUCUUCUCUAUUGAUUUUUU